UUAAAUUUGAAUUCGUUUAUUUUUCUUCGAGUUAGAGAGUGUGCGAGAGAGAGAGAGAUGGAGUUCAGUAUCAGUGGUAAUGCGCUGAAGACCUUCGCUAGAUCUAUAACAUGCCUCGCACGCGUCGGCAAAGAGCUCGUUGUCCAAGCUUCGCCGACACAGCUGGCAUUGCACACUUUGAAUGCUUCACGUUCUGCGUACCAGUGUAUUACAUUUCAGUCAAGUUUCUUCGAUAUAUGUACUGUUUCUGGUCCUCAAGCUCAUUUCAGUGUGCUAUUGAAGAUGGCGACCCUUUGUUACACACUCAGCUAUGGAUAGAUCCAUCCGAAGAAUUUAUACAGUAUACUCAUGCAGGUGAUCCUGUUGACAUCACAUUUUCCCUGAAGGAACUAAAGGCAUUUCUUUCAUUCUGUGAGGGAUGUGAAGCCGACAUUCAUCUUUUCUUCGAAAAAGCUGGCGAGCCAAUAUUGAUGGAUCCAAAAUUCGGGUUGGGUGAUGGGUCAAGCUCAAGUUUUGAUGCAACACUCGUUCUUGCGACAAUGCUUAUGUCUCAACUUCAGGAAGGGAUUCCGCAAGAACCUCCUGAAGCAGCAAAUUCCACAGGUGGUCAUGCUGCCGAGCAAGUAGGAUCGCAGCCUCCUGAACGGUCUAGGCAGAAUGCCUCUGGGCACCCAUCUGAUCACACACGAGUUUGGUCUGAGCUUUCAGCAGGAAUUGCCACUAAGAGCGUGAACGGUUCUGAGGAUAGGCCGCAAGCUCAGGGACAACCAGACUUGGAUAUCCAAAGAAUUAGGGAUAUGGGAAUAUCAAAAGACGGGCCAGCUGGGAAUACUGCUCCUGCAGCUCCUAACUCCCAACGUCCCACACAGAUAGGUCACACUGAAGGAUCCCAAGGACGGGUACAGAAGAACCAAACUUUCUCCCAGCGCCAUCCUAGUAAUUGGAUAGAUGUAAAUGAGGAUGAAGACGAUGAAGAAGGUGUUGAGGCGACGCCACCUCACAAUGAAGAUUAUUAACUCAAUAUCCUUUCCGUUGAAGUUUUCUUCAACUCAUUCAACUGAAAAGGGAUCCGAAGAAAAUCAUGGAAACAGAACAAAACAUUUACGGUAAGAUGUAUCUCUCUAUCUCUGAUAAAUAUCUCUAAUAGAAGUAUAGAAUAGAAGAAAAAGGUGACACUAUAUGCAUAUAUGUGUAGUGUUAGCCUGUUAGGUGCUUCAUCCACUACAAUUAAACUUGAUCCUUUCUUGGCAAAACUUCUGAAUGGCGUGUAGUGUUGUUGUUCAGUCAUGUUUGUUUGUUAAGCAUUUGCUUUCUCUAUCUAACUUGACAUAAAAAUAGAAUGCCAACACACCAUGAAUCUCUGCAUCUACACAUAAAUUCUUAUUCCACCCAUCCUUUUUUGCUUUUUCAUCCAACACAACUUAAAAAAGUGUCCAUACAUAUAUGUCAAAUUUCAAAUACAUUAUCAUCUCUUUUUUUUACUUAGACCAUGAUUGUUUUAAACACAAACGCAAAACCCAACCCUUUAUUUUGUCCGUUUGUUUAAAGCAAAACACAAUUAUGAGAGAAGGUUUUUUCAUGAAUUGAAUUCACUAUAAAAAAGCAAAUGAGACGGAAUAAAAUGAGUCAUAGUUUUAAAAUGUUCUUCAAAGGUACCACCAACUACUCUAUCUCUCUUUAUAAGAUUAAGUAAGUAAAAGAUGGCGAACAGGUCCAACGAAAGGGACAAUUAUAAAAUUCUGUUCCUUUCUUCUUUUUUUUUGUAAUAAUCUUAUAGAAAUAUCAAACUUUGAGAAUUGGCUAUAAUGUAGUCUUCGUUUUUUAAUUUAAAGAGACCUCUCUCUCUUUUAAAAAAGAAAGGUUGGUCUAGUUGAUAAAAAAUGUAUGUAGAAAGAGGUUCUCCAUAACUUGGAAUCUUUGUUUUUCUUCUCUUUUUGAUUUCCUCAUCAUUGGUAUCUUAUUCGUGAUAGCCUCAUACGAAAAGUAAUGAGAUUUUGCUUUGCAUUACACUUUCGUGUUUGUGUAUAUUCUUAUUCAUAAACUAUUUUCGGUUGCACCAAUUA
Molecule: messenger RNA, 2063 nt
Organism: Camelina sativa (false flax)
Lineage: Eukaryota; Viridiplantae; Streptophyta; Magnoliopsida; Brassicales; Brassicaceae
Biological process (GO): mitotic intra-S DNA damage checkpoint signaling; DNA replication checkpoint signaling; DNA repair
Cellular component (GO): checkpoint clamp complex
Source: RefSeq, a predicted model, not a curated record